Armigeres subalbatus is the source of this 1964-nucleotide messenger RNA. RefSeq lists its product as uncharacterized. Lineage: Eukaryota; Metazoa; Arthropoda; Insecta; Diptera; Culicidae. The record is from RefSeq and is a predicted model, not a curated record. The annotation marks the transcript as partial. The transcript has 3 exons.
UCAUCAUGGCCAUUUUUGGUGGAAUCAACCGUAUCGAUGUAGUGUUGGGCGAUCUUUCUCCAGAACAAAGUUAUCCGUCAAUCCUGGAUCAUUUGAUUCGCGGCAAUGAUUCUAGAGCGAUUCUUCAAGGAAAAUCGAUCCGCUUCUACCACGACGUAAUUCCCGGCCGUAAAGACGCAGGCUGCAACAGUGCGCGGCCUGUAUUGUCCGCCAGUAAAAUAAAUACGGCGGAUACUUACGAUGAUGAUUGGGAGCAAGAAUUCGCCGACAUGUCGAGGUUCAUAAAGUGGGAUCGAAGUUAUGAGUCGUUUGCGAAAAUUUUCGAUCAGAAUCAACGUCACGGUUACUUGGUGUUCUCUAGUUGGUUCAAUUUCCAAUUAUCAAUGGCGUGUCUCCUGGAUCCGUAUGCUACGUACUUGAUUUUUCUGAGUGAUGGGAAUCGCUUCGACUUGGUUGAGCUAGCAACGUUAACACAACGUGUUUGGAUUAAUCAAGGCAUCUUUAGGAUAUUCUUCGUGUUUGAAGAAAGGAUCUAUACAUUCGAUCCUUUUCGCGUCGUUGUACCAAGAGAAUUUGGUGUAAUGAUAGAGUUAAGUGGUUUCGAUGACAUUCCAAGCGUUCCAAAAGGUGACUUCAAUGGCUAUCCUCUAAAAGUUGACAGAUUUCGAACGACUUUCUCGCACACGCUACUGAACAACGAAGGCAAAGUCGUUGAGUUUAUUGGAGCCGAUCCUGAAGCAAGUCGAGUUUUUACCCAAGCAUUGAAUAUGACAUCCAAGUUCACAACCCUGGCCAAUGAUGAUUUCGGGUUCAAACUGCCGAACGGAAGCUUCAACGGAGUUCUCGGUCGACUGUCCCGACGAGAGAGCGACAUUGUUUUCGUUGGAUACUUCAUCAAGGACUAUUUCAGCUACGACACGGAGUUCACGGCAGGGAUCUACACCGAUGAACUCUGCUGCCUGGUGAAGAAAGCCAGCCGUAUACCGGACUAUCUGCUGCCGAUUACAAUCUUUCCGGCGGACGUUUGGGGAUUUCUGUUCCUGACGGGAAUUGUUUGUUCUGUAACGUGGAUCAUAAUUCGGGCGGGCAUUCGUUUCAAAGCAGAAAAUUACGUGAAUUCGAAGCAACGUCUACAGCUAGGGGAUCUGUUCAAUUUAUCCAGCUCCAUUCGCAAUGCUUCUUUGUAUCGUAAGUUGAUUCAGAUUGUUGUUGACACCUACAUCUUACUUGUGAGCGGUCCGUACCGGAGGUUUACUCGAUCCGGCAUUGAACGAUUGAUGCUUUUCGGCAUUAUGAUGGUCAGUUUGAUCUUCGUGUCCACGUUCCAAUCAAGUUUGUCAUCGGUGUUUCUGCAUCCAAUGUAUUACAAGGACAUCGACAGUCUCCAGAUGCUGGAUGAGUCCGGCAUUAAAAUGCCUGUCAGGUAUAAGGGCUUCCUGGAUGAUGUGUUUCCGGCCAAUUAUAGCUCAAUGAUGACUUCCCUGCGCAACAAAAUGGUUUACGACCCGGAACAAGAUGAUUUUAUACUGGACCGUGUUGCCCGUUCAUCAAAGAUUUCCUUUGUCACUCGCAAAUCCUUGGUUCCGUUGGACGACGCCAUCUACAUAGCAAAAAAGCAAAUAAUCGUAGUUCCCGAGUGUCCGCGAUUGUACAAUCUGGCUUUUGUGGUUCCACGCCACUCGGUGCUCUUGGAAAGAAUCAACGUGGUUAUUUUGCGAAUGUUGAACGGUGGCUUGAUCAACCACUGGGUUGAUGUGAUGAACUUUAAUGCAACUAUGCGGAAUCUAGCACUGUUCAGAAAUGUUAAUAAUGAAAAGUUCAAGAUUUUAACCUUGAAAGACUUGCAAUUUCCGUUCUAUGUAUGGGUCAUUGGACUAAUUUUGAGCAGUAUAGUUUUUAUCUGCGAAAAAGUGUACUACAGACUGAAAAGGAGGCUUGGGCGUCUUGAAAGGAGGCUUCCGGGC